GCUCUGUAUAUGUACUCCAUACAUGGUUCUUGGAUAAUUAGUUGGAAAGGAAGCAUCUGAAGGAGUCAAGAGUCAAGUUCCUUCCUUGGUUUACCAGAAACCUCCUCAUAGCAUUUUCACCAGUUUUCGAUUCUCACAUUGAUCCGCAAAUUUUGAUCUUCUUGUAUAUUUUAGAUGCCAUGGCGAGUACCUUGAUUGAUAAGUACGUCAAGAGGAAAAGACUUGAUCCACUUGAAGCAUAUGUACCACCAGUUAUUCUAGCUCAGCUACAGUUUCAAGAUCUUGAGAAAAUUUUGAGCGUGGACAAGCCUGAAUUCGAGGCGUGUAGAUCGGUACUCAGGUCUGGACCUGCUAGUUCCUUGCGUGUAAACAUUCGAGCCGUUGCUCAGUACGCUUCAGAUGCUGGUUAUUCCCAAACCGCGUCUAAUGACGUUGAUCGCUGCCUCAGAGCAUUGGAAGAAAUGGAUUCGCUGUUUCUACGUGCGUCGAGGAAGGACCCAAACGCAACUGUUGAAUUGAUGAAGUCGCAGCUUGGAACAGCGUUAACAGCACUAGACAGCCUUUUACAAACAGUUCCUUCUGAAGUUCUUGAUAAAGGGAAAGCUAUGGUUGAAGUGUACAGAUCACCAUUCGAAGAAGACAAUGCUUCAGACUCCGCUGAGAUACAGCAGCUCCAGUCAAUACUGUGAGCAACGGACUUUUACUAUCCAGACACAGUUCUGAUUCCCUGUAUCUAUGAGAUCCUAUAUUGUUAACCUGAAUUGGAGUAUAACAUUGCAUAUACUAAAACCUGAACAGUGGGCUGCUAAUGUAAGAAAACGUUUCACCAAAUUGUGGUUGCUUAGUCCCAAGUAUUCAGCUUGUAUCACGUUUUAACACUGUUAUUGAAUUUGAAUUAUGUCUAAUAUGAAAAUAUUUCAGGUCUUCUAAUGAA
Brassica rapa (field mustard) is the source of this 934-nucleotide messenger RNA. RefSeq lists its product as uncharacterized. The record is from RefSeq and is a predicted model, not a curated record. Lineage: Eukaryota; Viridiplantae; Streptophyta; Magnoliopsida; Brassicales; Brassicaceae.